AUGCAGACUUUCGGCUCUCCGGUGUCAGCGGUCACUAACGUCACAGCCGCUGUGAUGGUCCUGACUGCCCCCAAUGGCAAAGUUCCCAAAGACCGCAGCUGGAAGGCCAGCAAGGUCAUGAUGGCCAAAGUGGACGCUUUCCUGGACUCCCUCAUCAACUUCAACAAGGAGAACAUCCAUGAGGCCUGUCUUAAAGCUAUCCAGCCCUACCUCCAGGACAAAGAGUUCCAGCCGGACCUGGUGGCGUCCAAGUCCCAGGCAGCUGCGGGCCUCUGCUCCUGGGUGCUGAACAUUGUCAAGUUCUACCAGGUCUACUGUGAGGUGGAGCCCAAGAGGCAGGCUCUGAGCAAGGCCAACCUGGAGCUGGCAUCGGCCCAGGACAAGCUCUGCACCAUCAAGAACAAGAUCAAAGUCCUGGAUGAGAAUCUGUCCAAGCUGACGGCCAAGUUCGAGAAAGCCACAGCAGACAAGCUCAAGUGUCAACAGGAGGCAGAUGCGACCGAACGCACCAUCACUCUGGCCAACCGCCUGGUGGGAGGCCUGGCAUCAGAGAACGUCCGCUGGGCUGAGGCUGUGCAGAGCUUUAAGCAGCAGGAGAGCAGCUUGUGUGGAGACGUCCUGCUCAUCACCGCCUUCGUCUCCUACCUGGGCUACUUCACCAGGGGCUACAGACACACGCUGAUGGAGCUCAGCUGGAGACCCUUCUUUCAACAGCUCGCGGUGCCCAUCCCUGUGACCCCCGGCCUGGACCCUCUGACCAUGCUGACGGAUGAUGCCGAUGUGGCCACUUGGCAGAACCAGGGGCUGCCGGCCGACUGCAUGUCCAUAGAGAACGCCACCAUCCUGAGCUCGUGCCAGCGCUGGCCCCUGAUGGUGGACCCCCAGCUCCAGGGCCUCAAGUGGCUCAAGAACAGAUAUGGAGACAGCCUCCAGGUCAUCCGCAUGGGACACAAGGGAUACCUGGAUGUCAUUGAGCGGGCACUGGCAGCUGGGGAAGUGGUCCUAAUCGAAAACAUUCCCGAGACGCUGGACCCGGUGCUGGGCUCGCUGUUGGGAAGAGAGACCAUCAAAAAGGGCAGGUACAUAAAAAUUGGUGACAAAGAGUGUGAGUUCAGCCCAAAUUUCCGGCUCAUUCUGCACACCAAACUGGCCAGUCCGCACUACCAGCCCGAGCUGCAGGCCCAGUGCACCCUCAUCAACUUCACUGUGACACGGGACGGGCUGGAGGAGCAGCUGCUGGCCUCUGUGGUCAGCAUGGAGCGGCCCGAUCUGGAGCAACUCAAGUCUGAGCUGACCACGGAGCAGAACGGUUUUAAGAUCACGCUGAAGACGCUGGAGGACACGCUGCUCUCGCGCUUGUCCUCUGCCUCGGGGGACUUUCUGGGGGACACCGAGCUGGUGGAGAACCUGGAGACCACCAAACGCACCGCAGCCGACAUACAAGAGAAGGUAAAGGAAGCCAAGGUGACAGAGGCCAAAAUCAAUGAAGCCCGAGAGCACUACCGGCCAGCCGCAGCCCGCGCCUCCUUAUUGUACUUCAUAAUGAACGACCUCAAUAAAAUCCACCCCAUGUACCAGUUCUCUCUCAAGGCGUUCAGUGUGGUGUUCCAGAAGGCAGUGGAGAGAGCAGCUCCAGACGAGGCCCUCCCACAGCGGGUGUCCAACCUCCUCCACAGCAUCACCUGCUUUGUGUUCCAGUAUACCACCAGGGGGCUCUUCGAGUGCGACAAGCUCACCUACACAGCCCAGCUCGCCUUCCAGAUCCUGUUGAUGAACAAAGAAGUGGACCCUCUGGAGCUGGACUUCCUUCUGCGGUACCCAGUGCUGCCUGGUGUGAGCUCGCCUGUGGACUUCCUGUCCCACCACUGCUGGGGUGGAGUCAAGUCGCUGUGCGCCAUGGACGACUUCCGCAACCUGGACCGAGACAUCGAGGGCUCGUCCAAACGCUGGAGGAAGUUGGUGGAGUCGGAAUGUCCAGAGAAGGAGCCUCUGCCUCAGGAGUGGAAGAACAAGACGGCUCUGCAGAGGCUGUGUGUGAUGAGGGCGCUGAGGCCUGACCGCAUGACCUACGCUGUGAGGGACUUUGUGGAGCAGAAGCUUGGGGCUCAGUUUGUGAGUUCACGAUCACUGGACUUCUCUGUCUCCUUUGAGGAGUCUGGACCGGCCACACCCAUGUUUUUCAUCCUGUCUCCGGGAGUGGACCCCCUGAAAGAUGUGGAGAAGCACGGAAAGAAACUGGGAUUCACCUUUGACAACAAAAAUUUCCACAACGUGUCACUGGGGCAGGGGCAGGAGGUGGUGGCGGAGCAGGCCCUGGCUACAGCAGCCAAAGAAGGCCACUGGGUCAUCCUCCAGAACAUCCAUCUGGUGGCCCGCUGGCUGGGAACCCUGGAGAAGCUCCUGGAGCAGGCAGAGGGCAGCCACCAGGACUACAGGGUGUUUGUGAGCGCAGAGCCGUCCUCCACCCCUGAGGGCCACAUCAUCCCCCAGGGCAUCCUGCAGAACUGCAUCAAGAUCACCAACGAGCCGCCCACCGGCAUGCACGCCAACCUGCACAAGGCCCUGGACAACUUCAGCCAGUCGAACGUGCUAACCAGAAGAGCGCAACUUGAGCACGUGCUGAGGAGAGGCUCUGUGGCUGUUUGGAAUACAGGACAAUCCUGA
Knipowitschia caucasica is the source of this 2664-nucleotide messenger RNA. Lineage: Eukaryota; Metazoa; Chordata; Actinopteri; Gobiiformes; Gobiidae. The record is from the annotation of a GenBank genome assembly.